UCAACUUAGCUACCGUUGACACAUUAUUUUUCGCUUUCCUCUAGGUUAAAAUAUUUUUGUAUCUUCGCUGUUAGCAAUUGACACUAUCGGGCUGUGACAGGAUGACAAUAAUUCCGAUGAAACCAAACACGUUCUCAUUGGAGGAAGUUUCAUACCACAACGACGUGUCUUCCUGUUGGAUUGUAAUUCAGGAUAAAGUGUAUGAUUUGACUAACUUCUUGUACGAGCAUCCUGGAGGACUUGAAAUAAUAUUGGAACAUGCAGGUAUGGAUGCAACCACCGUAUUCCACGACAUAGGUCACUCGACGGAAGCAAAAAAGAUUCUCUCGAAAUACUUUAUUGGAGAGCUUAGAGAGACCGACAGAAUCUACAAUGACAAGCCCAAGCCUUAACGGACAAACAAAGUUAAAACGUCGGUUCGAGAUGACUGAAAUUCCGAUGCAGGAACUUACAAGAAAACACUACAGAUGAUGAUGCGUUUGGCAACCUGAGAAUACGACAAGUCUAUUUUCCGUAGGUGCGAAGAACAAUGGAAGUGAUUCUUCUUUGUGAAAGAAGUUAAACCCUUAAGAACUUACUCUGAAGACAAAGCCAGUCAUACCCACUUUGUCUUCUUCCGGCAAUCCCUACGGGGGCAGUGACAUGAGAAUAAAAAAGACCCUGGGAAUGAGGUUGACUGCUAAUGCACAAAACACUCCACAAGAUAGAGCGAUGUCAGCUUUAUUGCUACGAGAUAUCUGUAAUUUGGACUCAAGUUUUACUUAGGCUAAGUUGGGUCCUUGAGAAAUCUGAUCGUUAAAUCGAGCAAAAACAGGCUAGCUAUCAAAGUAAGAAAAGCGUUUCAAUAAAUGUUGUUUGUUUGAACUACUGCUUUGACUACCUGUAGGUUAACCAUUCAAUUUUACAGGUCAAAUGACAUCCUUUUGUUACUAGAAAGUAAUGUAAAACUACAAACCUAGAUUAGCAUGUUAAUGUUUAAGUUUAAAAUUGAUGUGCACAAAAACUGUCAGGAAUGCAGUAAAAGAGAACCACUGAUGGAAUGUGUUAAAUGUUACCGCUUGUUUACUUCUGUGCCUUAAUACAAAGACAGGGGAACGUUUGGUCUUGUAAGCUAUUUCGUGAUAACAAAAGGAGCUUUUGAUUUUGUCUGAUUUCAUCCUACAAUAACCUAAAGGGCGAUUUCUAAGAAACAUCAACUUUUGAAUCGAAAUUCCUCUACUAUUACUACGAGGAACGAGUACCUUAAUAUGUUAAUUCAUAUCAGACGUAAGGGUUUUUCCAUAAGGUACCGUUUUCGUUAAGAUACGGGCCUAAGUCCCAAAUAAACUUUUUA
Molecule: messenger RNA, 1333 nt
Organism: Pocillopora verrucosa
Lineage: Eukaryota; Metazoa; Cnidaria; Anthozoa; Scleractinia; Pocilloporidae
Source: RefSeq, a predicted model, not a curated record